Messenger RNA from Sparassis crispa, 1446 nucleotides. RefSeq names its product Cysteine desulfurase, mitochondrial. The record is from RefSeq and is a predicted model, not a curated record. The transcript is spliced from 9 exons. Lineage: Eukaryota; Fungi; Basidiomycota; Agaricomycetes; Polyporales; Sparassidaceae. Bases 1 to 1446 code for a protein of 481 amino acids. Gene Ontology annotation, biological process: [2Fe-2S] cluster assembly. Gene Ontology annotation, molecular function: cysteine desulfurase activity; pyridoxal phosphate binding. Gene Ontology annotation, cellular component: nucleus; mitochondrion; cytosol.
AUGUUGUCCAGAGUGUCGACAAAAGCGACAAGGGCCGUGUCGCGCGCUGCCCUCGGUGCCGCGUCCAGGCUGGCGGUGGCGAGGGAGGCUCGCCGAACCUUAGUGCAGCCUUCAGGUGCCGACCGGGCGAGCGUCGUCGAUGUACCCUCCACCUACGAGGACCAUUUCACACCACGAGCAGAUAUGCUUGGCUUCAAGGUUGAGAUGCCUCGCCGUGAAGGCGCCGUGGGAGCACAGGCACGGCCCAUUUACCUCGACAUGCAGGCUACGACGCCCGUAGAUCCGCGGGUCCUCGAUGCGAUGCUCCCUUACCUCACCGACCAGUACGGCAAUCCCCACAGUCGCACACACGCAUAUGGUUGGGAAGCUGAAAAGGCCGUUGAGGACGCACGCAAGCACGUAGCAGAUCUCAUCGGCGCAGACCCGAAAGAUAUCGUGUUUACUUCAGGUGCAACGGAGACAAACAACAUGUCCAUUAAGGGUGUUGCUCGUUUCCACAAGGAUCGCAAAAAGCACGUUAUCACCACUCAAACAGAGCACAAGUGUGUGCUCGAUUCAUGCCGCAAGCUGCAGGAGGAAGGUUUUGACGUGACCUACCUUCCCGUCCAACACAACGGCGUCAUCGAUCUCGCCGAGCUCGAGGCCGCCAUCCGCCCCGACACCUCCCUGGUGUCAGUCAUGACAGUGAACAACGAGACCGGCGUCAUCCAACCGAUGAGAGAGAUCGGCGCUUUGGUUCGCAAGCACCGUGGUGUAUACCUCCACACGGAUGCUGCACAGGCGGCCGGCAAAAUACCACUGGACGUGAAUGAGAUGAACGUCGACCUCAUGAGUAUGUCGGGACAUAAGAUCUAUGGCCCCAAGGGCGUCGGUGCUGCAUAUGUCCGCCGGCGUCCCAGGGUCAGACUCGAGCCGAUUAUCAAUGGUGGUGGACAGGAGAGGGGGCUGCGCAGCGGCACACUACCAGCCGCCCUCGUCGUGGGCAUGGGCGAGGCUGCACGGAUCGCUAAGCAAGAGAUGGCGAGGGAUCAUGCCCGUAUAACUGAACUUUCCAACCGCCUCAUCACCAGCAUCAACACUCAAGUGGAUCACGUCGUGCGGAACGGCGAUGUUCACGGUUACCCAGGCUGCGUGAAUCUCAGUUUCGCGUACGUUGAGGGAGAGUCUCUCCUGAUGGCACUCAAGGAUGUUGCCCUUUCCUCCGGCAGUGCUUGUACAUCAGCUUCGCUGGAGCCAUCAUAUGUCCUCCGCGCGCUUGGUGCCGCCGAGGACAUGGCACAUUCCUCAUUGCGGUUCGGUAUCGGCCGCUUCACGACGGAGGCGGAGAUUGAUUUUGUCGUCGCGAAGAUCGUGUCGGUGGUCCAGAAACUGCGCGACAUGAGCCCGCUGUGGGAGAUGGUACAGGAGGGUAUCGAUAUCAACGCCAUCAACUGGGCCCAACAUUGA